Messenger RNA from Mycena indigotica, 2022 nucleotides. RefSeq lists its product as uncharacterized. NCBI's taxonomy places the organism in Eukaryota, Fungi, Basidiomycota, Agaricomycetes, Agaricales, Mycenaceae. The transcript has 14 exons. The coding region runs from base 1 to 2022 and encodes 673 amino acids. The record is from RefSeq and is a predicted model, not a curated record.
AUGAUGGGAAGAUGCUCCUCCAGGAGACCAAUGCUUGUGCAUCAUAUCAUGUUCAUUGCCAUGAAUGCCUGCUUCCGCCUCAACGACCAAACGAGCUUGAGACCCUGGUCUUGGAACGGGUUGGCGGCACAUGAUCGAAUGACAUCCCUAUCGCGAAUAUCUGUUGACGGUGACGGACAAGCAGGAGCGGUCUUGCGGCUCUGGACCGUGCAAAUUCCAAGUUCUCCCGAGGCUAUAGUGUUACUGGUGUUGGUGAUUUGCAAGCGGGCGGCGCUACAGCAACCUGGACUGCAUCUUCGCUUCCUUCAUGCGCCGCUUGAACUCCAGACUCCCCAAGUUAAUCUCCUACGACAUCGGCAAAAUGCACAUCAAAGGUCACUUGAUCCAGUGCCAAAUCCUGUUUUCUCUACUUUACAUUCUCGGUUCGGGCAAGCACACGCGUCUGUGGACCUGGCGCUCGAUGGGAUCAACUCGACGACUUGGAACUGGAUGAAGACCCUUGGACCGGCGCUGUUAUUACUGGACAUGGCAGCGGAAGAGUGGGCGAAGCAAGAACAAGACAUUGACUUUAGGCGACAACCGUGCCCAAUCUCUCUGACGCAAAGUCUGAGGGUUGUUGGGAAACGCCGUAUGCAAAAUGUUCAGACAGAAUUGGAUAAAGCGGGAGCAGUCCCCAUUCGUGAUGUUUCCCUGACCAAGUUCAUUACAGCGUUGCUGGACGCUGAAACUGACCAGCGGCGUAUUCGUGGAUUGGUGGAUUUGAGGAAGACAGUAGCAACAUCAGGGAGAGUCAGUUUUUCGGCGACUGCGUCGAAAGCUUUCCUCCAGGCAUUGGAUGCUCAAAGAAUGUUGCAAGAGACACUGGCCGGACGCGUACCUCUCUUCUCACCUUCCGCAAUCCCACGAUUGGAUCGCGGCAAUGGUGGUUGCCGCGAGGGUUUGGUGGAGAUCAAGCACGCCUUACGAGAUGCUCAAUGUUGUUCUGCUUUGACCCGUCUGCAACUGCAAGUGCAUGUCAAGUCUCGACUGCUCAUCUACACACGGCAGCACUCGCACACUCAUUCGCGGACACUACACCACCAUCCGAGUCAAAACGUUAACCAUAUACCUUGGUUACCCUCUAGUGCCGAGUCGGAUACUAUACUGAUGCACACACCUUUUCCAUUCAUCGUUGCUCGUUUCCGUCCGAGUCCCCGUAUCAUCCACCAGAUUACCGACAUGGCCGCUGCAAAGACCGCCAAACGACCCAAUUCGAUGGCUCAAGCACCAACUCGCCUGAAGGAACAUGAAGCCUCUGAGUCCACCAUGGAAUCCAUCAGAGUACCACCGCACCCACCUUCGAGAUCUGACACCAGUUUCGACGAAAUACCUCGCUUAAAUACUGGUCUUCAGGACAAUCCCAUGGACUGGGAAGACGAUGAAGAAGAUUCCACUCUAUUCGUGCCAAGAUGGAGCCAUUACAUCCAAUACAGAGUCCCCCCUCCGAUCACGGACUCAGAUCCUCAAGGAAAGUGGCAAAAAUUUACCUGGGACGAAGAGCAAAAAGAAGAAGGAUUCCAAAUGUAUUUAGGCCAAAAGCAACCCAUCCCGACAAAUCGCAUAGUCUAUGACCGAGCUCAUAAACGCUGUAUUGGCUUGCCUUCCGACUUGAAAUACCCCAACAAGCUUAAGAACGGACAAAAAUGGAAGAAGCUACCAGGAUCGGAAUGGGCCUACCUCUCAGGUACUGUGAAGGCGGAGCACCGUCAUCUUAUCGGCCGGGUCGUCUCAAUCCCUAACACCACCGUAAUCGAUCCGGAAGUGACCGAAAAUGAAAUUCAUACGCAGAGGAUGAGGAUGGACGAGGGCGUCGUCCGGGAUAAAGGCGAAGGACAAGGCAAGACGAUAGAAGGAGAUGCAGACAAAGCAAAAGCGGCUCACUCUCUGGAUUGCUGGAAUGUAAGUUCAGCGGUGGAGACAGAUGACCAUCCUGCGGUACUCGAGUUAGCCAUAUUGUUGAUCAUCGUCACUCACUCAGUCUAG